GUUCGGUUCAGUCGCUGUUCGAACGCCGGGCCCCGUCGGUGUGCUUCGCGGCUUCAUUCGGACCCUCGAAAUUCUCCCUAAAACCGUUCGUUUACGCCAACACCCACGGAGAGGGAGAACGAGAACGAGAGAUAAAGAGAGUGAAUCAGACGUACCGCCGCGCGCGCGUUAGGCAUUAAUUCUCCAACACACAACGACGCGUUGAUCGCUCUUAUCCUUCCCCGCUCUUUCUCUUCGUUCGUGCUACGACCGGUCACAUUGACUAGGGCCGAGAACCAAUUCGAAUUCGAUUAGAAUAAUAGGAUAUCGCGCGAUAGACGGGCCGAAACGGUGAGACGGUGUGAGGUGCCCAAGGAUCUGUAGUUACUCGACUACACAGCCACACAGGAAGGAAAAAAGACGCCGGCACUUGGGACAGUUUGUCCCUAGUCCAGGAGAUUUCACGGAAACGGACGCGGGAAACUCGCAGGAAGAAAAAAAGGCGAUCGACCAAUAAGCGUGUGGUUCCUGUGCUAUUGGCCCGUGGGAAAACAAAACAACCCACACGAAUCGGACGAACUUAUUCGGUUGUCGCUGGUGUGGAUUUUGGAAACUGGUUUUAGCCGCCAGUGCCGAUCCGAAAAGAAAAGGGGGCGGCCGUAACCGAGGGAGGACGGAAUGGCGGUGUUUGGCUUGGUCUCGGCUGUGGCCGGGUUCGUCAAGGUACGAUACCUCGUGGACAAGGCGGUGAUCGAUAACAUGGUGUUCAGGGCCCAUUACAGAAUCACGUCCGCGAUUCUGUUCGCCUGUUGCAUCAUCGUGUCCGCCAAUAACCUCAUAGGCGAUCCGAUAAACUGUCUGAGCGACGACGGGGUCCCGGAAAACGUGAUAAACACGUACUGCUGGAUCACGUACACGUUCACGUUGCCGCAAAACAACGCGAAACCCGUCGGCACCCACGUGGCUCAUCCGGGUCUGGGCGGCGACUACGGGGAGAAGAGGUACCACUCGUAUUAUCAAUGGGUCCCGUUCAUGCUGUUCUUCCAGGGCUUUCUGUUCUACAUACCGCACUGGAUAUGGAAACAGUGGGAGGAGGGCAAGGUCAGAAUGAUAUCCGAAGGCAUGAGGGGGACCAUGAUCGAUAGCAAACAGGAACGACAGGCGAAGUCCCAGCGGCUGGUCAAGUACAUAUCCGACACUAUGACCAUGCACAACACCUACGCGGCUGGCUACUUCUUCUGCGAGGCGCUGAACUUCGUUAACGUGGUUGGCAACAUAUUCUUCGUGGACAUGUUCCUCGGCGGCGCUUUCCUGUCGUACGGUACCGAUGUGCUGAAGUUCAGCAACAUGAAUCAGGAGCAACGCAGCGAUCCCAUGGUCGAGGUGUUCCCGCGUGUGACCAAGUGCACCUUCCACAAAUUCGGUGCCUCCGGUACCAUUCAGAAAUUGGACGCCCUCUGCGUUCUCGCUCUGAACAUUCUCAACGAGAAGAUCUAUAUUUUCCUGUGGUUCUGGUUCAUUCUUCUCGCGGUGUUGACCGGCAUCGCUUUGCUGUACAGCAUGGCUGUCGUUUUGCUACCCAGCACCCGGGAGACUAUCCUCAAGAAACGAUUCAAGUUCGGCACGCCUAAUGCCGCCAGCGCGCUCAUCAGGAAAACACAGGUCGGCGACUUCCUGUUGCUUCAUCUGUUGGGACAAAAUAUGAACGUGAUGAUGUUCAACGAGGUGCUCGAGGAGCUCUGCCGUCACAUGCAUCUUGGCUCGACGAGCGGUGCCUCGCCCACGUCGGUGCCAUCGGCGCCCAGCACCCUCGAGAUGUCACCCAUCUACCCGGAGAUCGAGAAAUACGCGAAGGACACUGAGAUCUAAUCCCACCCACCUUUCCCUUCCUCAGCCUCUUCCAACCGUAUCUUUGCCUCCUUCUCUUCUCUAUUGUGAUAAUAACCGAGGGUGCGAGCACCCGUCGAUCUCGCGUGAAAGGUUUGCGCUAUCGACGACUGACCCUGUGCGACGCAUCAGCAAAGAAUAAUCAAAUUCAUCAGACGACAGAAUUCUUGCCAUAGAAAUCUACGUGUGUGCCGGUGACUAAAGGCUAGCCAACGGUACCACGAAUAUCGCCGUCAUCCCCAAACACUCACCCCCCGUCCACAGCGCAAACCAACGUUUAGUUAAUCGAACAAGUAUGUAACGUGACCGAAAACGCGCGCGAUACGCAUUCGGCACGCGUACAACCGCAUUUGUCGCCGUUAAAUUAUAACGAGCCGAAAAUUAGCCGCGUAGAAACGGUCUGUCGGAGUUUUUCUGAAGCAAACAACGCUAUCGUCUUUCACCCCCACUAUGUAGCUGUAAAUCGCGCGUCGGUCAAUUAUUUUACGGCGAUUUAACGAAAUCCAGUGACCAUGUAAUGUACGCAGAGUGGGAAUGGUAUUUCUGGAUUUCUACCUGCGCGUAUUCAAAUUCCUUUUUGUAUUAUUGGAAAACGAACGUGACUUUUAGGUAUACGUCGAUGACUAACUGUUGAGAAACGGUAGUCUGUGGUGUUCCAAAUGAAAUUCCCUGCGAUUCGUACAUGAGCGGAUGUUGCUUUCGAUUUCGUAUAUUGUUUCAUUUACGAAAACAACGUGGUUAUAGUUAGUGCUUCCAAAAUUCGUAGAAAUAAAGGAUAAAAUGUUUGUAAUAAAAGGAUAGAAAUCUACGAGCUGAAAGUUGUCAUUAACGUAACGGCGAUACGUUUGCGUGAAAAGCGUGACAGGGAUUAUUCUUGUUGAGAGACGAAAGAAUCUUAGAAUGUAUUUUUUUUCUUGUAUGUCUCGGCGUCGAUUUAUUUAAUUGUUCUGAUGCGCGAGGAUAUGGUAGACUAUCGAUAUACGGGAGGAAAUAUGUCCGUACAAAAGUGCCACGCAAUAUUUUUCGAUGAUGUACGCGCCUGAGAUAAAUCUGGCGGACAAGAACACCGAACGAGCGCGCUGUUCGUUCGCGUAUCGACGUCUGCGCUAAUUGGUGCAAUUAUCCUUAGAGCAAAGAAAUACUAGAGUAUAUAUAAAUAUAUAUAUAUAGAUGUUUCACAGUUACGUUUCCAUUGAACACUUGGAACAAGAUUGAAGCGGGCUCAAUCCGACGUAGAAUUACUAAAAAAAUUUGCAAACGGAACCAACGGAAUCGUUGGACGAGUUCCGAUAGAAAUAAUUCGCAUUUCUACUUACACGUGUCCGCGAGACGUUAGAUCUGAAUAAUUUGACAAAUUAGACGUGAACGUUAAUCGAUAGCUGUAGAGAUAUUUCAAUAUUAUUUUUCGUUACGACUCCCAUUUUACUAUUCACGCUGUGCCGUCGUGUUUCAUUUUUCACUGUCGCUGCCGAGGAUUUCUGUCGAGAGAAACGAUUUGUGUUUGCAAGCUCGUAAAAGCAAACGAUUCCCGAAACUAAAGCAUAAUAACGCUGCUUGGCGCGCGCAUCUCUGUGCCGUCGAAUUCUAAUCGUUCGUUGCUCACGUCCCGUUGUUUUCUCAAGUUACUCGCGAGAAUGAUACAAUGCUGCCGCUAAGUAUACAAUGACAAUACCUACGACAAUAAUUAUCUCUAUGACUAAUUUCGUAGAUCUUUUUUUUUUUAUAUAGUUAUAUACUACUACUGUUAGUCGCGGUUCAAGUGAUAUAUUAAGAUAGACUUAGUUUAAGAGAGAGAGAGAAAUGAUAUAGUUUUAACGAUUGUUCGCAAUGUGCCUUCUUUCAUAGGAUUACAGAGUAUUUUAGUGCCUAGAACCCCUUAAGACGUUGAAGAGACGAAAUGCUCAUUUGUAACGAUUGCGCCGAAGUCAACGGAAAGACUGCCAACACACGUGCAACGUUAGAUGUAAAACGGGAGCAAAGUGAAAGACAGAACGAUUCAACUAUA
Messenger RNA from Dufourea novaeangliae, 3871 nucleotides. RefSeq names its product innexin inx3 (gene Inx3). Gene Ontology annotation, biological process: phototransduction. The record is from RefSeq and is a predicted model, not a curated record. The transcript is spliced from 5 exons. Gene Ontology annotation, molecular function: gap junction channel activity. The coding region runs from base 658 to 1848 and encodes 396 amino acids. Lineage: Eukaryota; Metazoa; Arthropoda; Insecta; Hymenoptera; Halictidae. Gene Ontology annotation, cellular component: plasma membrane; gap junction.